UGACCUUGUAGUAGAUUUUAGCAGGGCUAAACUCAUUUCUAAGGGAACUAUUUUUACUUGUCUCAAACCAAAAGGUUAGAAAUGUUUUAUUUAAGAUUUCAGAUACUAAAUUGAAUAUUUAAUUUAAGCAACAACACUCUGUAUAUGAUUGCUCGUGAUAAAAUACAAAAAUCAAAGUAAAAACUUUAUAUUAGUAAAUAUUGACUUACCCUGUAUAAUUUCACGAGUACAAGUCUAUUAACAACGUUUUGUUUUACGAAAAGUUAGGUUAUAAUUUUAAUUGCGUGUAACAUAGUUAAAAAAACGUGAAUAUUUACAAUUUCAGAAUCUAUUAUUUUAUCAAAAUGUUUGAUGAAAAAUUAUUUACAAUUUAUAAUAAGCAAUGUUAAUAUCACCCAACAAAAAUUCGAUAAACUUCUUUUCGUUACGUCUGAAUCCAAAUUAGGAGUUAUUUUGGACACUGAUUGUGAAAAUUGGAAUGUAAUUAUAAAUAAGAAUGUCGAUAAAAAAUAUUUUUACGAAACUUAUCAUUGGCUAAUAACCGCCAGAUUCAAAAAUAUAACAGAUCAAUUGAUUCAACUAAAAUUAAAUAUUAAUUCCGAUAUGCAAAUGGUGUCGUUAGAUUCGUAUAACGAAAAAAAUAAAUCGUUUACCGUAUUUGACAUUUACAAUUCCGCUUCCGAACAUGGAGGCGAAAUAAAAGUGGAAGAAAUCGGUGUUUAUAAAAAAGAAGAAGAAAUGUCGUAUAAUAUUACAGGUUUACAAAAUAAAUAUUGGAGAAGAAGGAAUAUGACAGGCGUUAGAUUUAAAUCGGCCAUUGUGAUACCACAACUGACUACUUCGUUAGAUAAUUAUCUUGCAAGUGAUGAAGAUAGGAAAGUGGAUUCCAUGCACCGAUUCCAAGCCGUCACCGUUCAACAUUGUCGACAAUUUUUCAAUUUCAGUUUAUCGAUUGAACGAACAAAUUCUUGGGGAUACAUUCAAGCUGACGGUAAAUUCGAUGGGCUGGUUAGUCUAUUAGAAAAAAGGCUGAUCGAUUUUGGUAGUUCUCCGUUGUUAUUUAAAUUAGAUAGGAUGCCUUACGUAGAUUACGGAUACGGAAAUUGGAUAUUAAGAUCUUGUUUUAUCUAUCAAAAACCAAAAGUGACUGCAACGUCUUACGAAAUAUUUUUGAGACCGUUAGAGACGAAUGUAUGGAUAUUUAUUUUCGUAAUUUUCUGCGUAGUAUUAUUUUUAAUGAAAAUCGUUUUUUCGAGUGAAGUUUUAUUAUUACAUAACAAACGUCAAGGUUUAACAGACAAUUCUUGGAGUUUUCUCGUCCUUUUCGCCAUGGGAGCAUUUUGCAUGCAAGGUGCUACAUGCAAUCCAUAUUUAAUCAGCAGUCGUAUACUUUCAAUAUUCUUAUUCAUGUUUUGCAUCUUGAUUUAUCAAUUUUACUCGGCCAGUAUCGUUUCGUAUUUGUUAUUGGACCCUCCAAGAACAAUAUUCAACAUAAAAGAUUUAUCAGAUAGUUCGCUGAACGUUGGCGUCGAAGACAUACUCAUCGAUAGGAAUUAUUUCAUACAAACAACAGAUCCGGACGCCGUCGAAUUGUUCGAAUCGAAAAUAAAAUAUAGCAACAAUAAUUCGGGAUUUUAUUCCCCUAUGGAGGGUUUGAGAUUGGUUAGGGAAGGAGGUUUUGCUUUUCACGUAGAAACCAGCACGGCGUAUCCGAUAAUUGAGGAAACGUUUUCGAAUCAGGAAAUAUGCGAGCUGGAAGAAGUGCAGAUGUACCGAACUCAGCCGAUGCAUACGAAUUUACAGAAAAAUUCACCUUUCCGGGAAAUGAUGAAUUACUGCAUGUUCAAACAAGCAGAAAACGGUAAUAUGGACCGAUUGAGAAAACAUUGGGAUGCGCGACGGCCGAUGUGCAUCGAGGGUGCCAGAAAAAAAGUAUUAAACGUCAGUUUUAAGGAAUUUUCUUGCGGCCCCCUCGCGGUAGCUUGCGGUAUUUCAAUCGGAACGAUUUUCUUAAUUUACGAAUAUCUUUUGUAUAACAAACAGCGAAUUAUGAUAAAUCUCAAAUCGAUGUUGAAUUUAACACGUAAAAUCAUAACGUACCCGUUCUGUGGAUGGGAUAGGUAUUUUAACGUUAAAAUACAUUGGUUGAUAACAACAACGAAUAAAAAUUUUUCUAACACGUUUAAAAACAUCGAGUUAUAUAUAGACGCCGACAUCAACUUGUUGUAUCCCACCAAAUACAAUAAUUUUUUCGUAGUAGAUGUUUAUAAUCCCGCAUCUACGAAAGGAGGGGGCUUAAAAACACUAAAUUUGGGAAAAUAUAACAAUACCUCAGGUUUCCGUAUGAAAAAAGAAAAAUAUAAAUACUGGUGGAGGAAAAAUAUGACGGGAGUUGUAUUAAGAACCAUUGUAGUGUUACCAGUAGACUUUAAUGGAAGUUUGAUUGAUUAUUUACAUGACAAAAAACAUCCGGAAGUAAAUACUUUCAAUAGAUUUCAUUAUGAGGUGAUCAGUUCAUGCGUCAAUUAUUACAAUUUCACGUCAUUGGUGUCAAGGUCAAAAUCAUGGGGUUAUUUAAAAAAUGAUGGUACUUUCGACGGUAUGGCCGGUGAAUUAGAGCGAAAAACUAUAGAUUACGGGAGCUCACCUCUAUUUUAUCGAGAAAGGAGAUCUAAAAUUUUAGAUUACGGUCGACAAACGUGGACUUUGAGGGCUGCUUUUAUAUUCAGAGACCAGAAAACUGUUAAAUCGGUGGAUGUAUUUUUGAAACCUUUCUCUAUGUCCGUAUGGCUCUGUCUAUUUUUCCUUGUUCUAAUCGCUAUUCUAUUUUUAAAAUGUAUUAAUAUGUUAGAAAAACAUAAUAAACAACAGGCAGAAUAUAAUUGGAGCUAUUUGUUAUUGAAUACCUUAGCAGUAUUUUGUCAACAAGGUAUUCAUGGUAUACCACUUUUUAUUUCUGGACGAAUUACAUUUUUUUUCAUGUUUAUAUGUUCUCUACUGAUUUUUCAGUUCUACUCCGCUAGUAUUGUUUCUAGUUUAUUAACAAAACCUAACACAGAAAUAAAAUCUAUCGAAGAUAUUCUUCGUUCUGAAUUAAAAGUGGGGUGCGAAGAUACCCUAUACACCAAAGAUUAUUUACGAUAUACCACAAAUAAACCAACAAGAGAUUUGUAUUUGACAAAAAUAAUGGGGAAAGGAAAUUCUUCAAAUUUUUUGAGCGCACAAAAUGGUCUCGAUUUAGUAGAAGAUGGUGGAUACGCUUUUCACGUCGAACUUGCCACUGCUUAUCCUAUUAUCACUAAAACAUUUCCCGAUCAAAUAAUAAAUGAAUUGCGAGAAGUACAAAUGUACAUGUCGCAACCAAUGUAUUUUUGUUUACAGAAAGAUUCUCCUUUAAAAGAUAUGUUCAAUACUUGCCUACAAAGAUUAGCGGAAUAUGGAAUUUUGAACAGAGAAUUACGUUUUUGGCACCCGAAAAAACCAGAAGGUACUCAUUCGACGUUUACGCUAACUAGUCUUAGCUUAGAAUACUUUUAUCCAAUAUUAGCGAUGUUGUUUAUAGGAAUUAUUUUAAGCUUGAUUAUAUUAAUAAUUGAAAUUAGUUUGUAUUUUAGACGUAGAAUGAUAGACACAGUGGUACCAACUUUUCAGUUUGUUCAUUAAAUUGUUUCAUGUCAAUAAAUAAUU
Molecule: messenger RNA, 3687 nt
Organism: Diorhabda sublineata
Lineage: Eukaryota; Metazoa; Arthropoda; Insecta; Coleoptera; Chrysomelidae
Exons: 15
Coding region: 352-3663 (1103 amino acids)
Cellular component (GO): membrane
Molecular function (GO): ligand-gated monoatomic ion channel activity
Source: RefSeq, a predicted model, not a curated record